Cuculus canorus (common cuckoo) is the source of this 8274-nucleotide messenger RNA. RefSeq names its product sperm antigen with calponin homology and coiled-coil domains 1 (gene SPECC1). Bases 195 to 3356 code for a protein of 1053 amino acids. Gene Ontology annotation, biological process: actin cytoskeleton organization. Lineage: Eukaryota; Metazoa; Chordata; Aves; Cuculiformes; Cuculidae. The transcript is spliced from 16 exons. Gene Ontology annotation, cellular component: filamentous actin; microtubule organizing center. The record is from RefSeq and is a predicted model, not a curated record. Gene Ontology annotation, molecular function: protein binding.
CAAUGUGGUUUUCCUCUCAGGGAAGCACUCAAGCCCUGAUUUUUCAGUCUGGCUUGCACAUGCUGUCAGAAGCUGGUGGGAGACAGUUUUCUUUUUAAUACAGAGAAGAGAACACGCUUUUACUGUGUAUCUACCCUCUAUGCUACUGAAAAAUGUAAUGGCAGGAUCUAUAGAAAGAGGUAUUUGGAAAGAAAAUGAAGAGUACUGCUAGGCCUUGGAGUGCAGUGCCAAAGCAAGGGAGUCAUGGGGUUGACAGAGGAAGAUUGCUUUCCACUACCUCAACGGGAAUGAAGACAUCCAAGUCCUCAACUUCACUUGCCUUUGAAUCUCGGCUCAGCAAGCUGAAGAGGGCAAGCAGCGAUGACAUGCUGACAAAACCAGGGGCAGCAGCAGCGGCUGGAGUCUCAAGGCUGAAGAAAACCAUCACCACCGGAGCGAUCUCUGAGCUGGCAGAGAGCCGACUGAGGCCCAGCACAGGAACAGUUUCAGCUGCAAAGCGCACAGGGAUUCCAGCACCCCGGGAAAUAUCAUCGUCUGCAUCCAGAGAGAGAGCUGUAUUGCGUGGUCAAGCCAAUACAAGGAAAACACAACCCAGCCCCACAUCUUCUGGUGCACCGACUCCGACCAAGCACGUGCGUCCCACUAGCAAGUCCAAGCAAGAGAAUGAAACCGGUGACAAGGCUGUCCUGGAAUCUCAGGUUAAAGAACUCCUGGCAGAAGCAAAGACAAAAGAUUCUGAAAUUACCAAACUCCGUUGUGAAUUGAAGAAAUGCAAAGAGAAGGGGUCGCUUAACACUGAAGCAAUGGGUGCUUCCAACCAAAAUUUAGAAACGGUAUCACCUGUUGACAUAGAUCCGUUAAUACGGACCCUUCAGGAAAAAAACAGAACUUUUCAAAAAGAGCUUGCUAGCCUGGGAGAAGAAAAUCGUGUUUUGAAAGAGAAAUUGCUUUAUCUAGAGAACUCUCCUCUCUCAGACACAACAACAAGCAGUGGAGGCGACAGCAGCCUCCCAACCCCAACUACCCAAGAAUCCAGUUUUGGAAGCCCAUCAAAACAUGUGUCGAGAGGCGAAAUGGAUGAGCACAGACAGCGUGUGAGUGGCGGUGCGCUGCGCAAUUCGGGUUCUUCCAGCAGUGAUGUAACUAAAGCUUCCUUGUCACCCGAUGCAUCUGAUUUUGAACAUAUAGCAGAUGUACCUUCCAGGCCAACAUCUUCCAGCAGCAACCACUUCAAAGGUUCCAAAUGCUCCACUACAGGAAGUUCUCCAAACAAUAUUAGUGACCUUUCUGUUGCAUCUCUUACAGAGAGAAUACAAAAAAUGGAGGAGAAUCACCACAGCACAGCAGAAGAAUUGCAAGCCACUUUGCAGGAGCUGUCGGAUCAACAGCAAAUGGUGCAGGAGCUGACAACAGAAAAUGAGAAGCUAGUGGAAGAGAAAGCUCUUCUGGAGACUUCCUUUCAUCAGCAUAGGGAUAGAGCAGAACAGCUUAGCCAAGAAAAUGAGAAGCUAAUGACUCUCCUCCAAGAGCGAUCCAAGAAUGAAGAAAGCAGAGCUCAGGAGGGGAAAGUCCUUGAACUGGAACAAAAAUGCACUGAAAUUCUUGAAAAAGCACAAUUUGAAAGAGAGAAAUUGCUCAACAUUCAGCAACAGUUAACCAGCAGCCUACGGAGCUUAGAGAGGGAGCACCAAGAUGCCCAGCAGGUGAUUAAAAGCCUGCAGGAAGAAAAUGAAAAGCUACUUAAGCUUCUAGAAGUGGAACGGCAGAGCAACAGCACAGUAACAAAAACUCUGGAGGACUGUAAAAUUGCCUUAGAAGGUCUAAAAAUUGAGAACGGCUCUCUCAAAACUCAGUUAGAGAGUGAGAAACAAAAGGCUGCAGAAAUCAAUGCAAUGGGAUGCACCACUGACAACUCUGAGGUGCAGGAGAUGCUGAAAGUAGCCCAUGCAGAAAAAGAUCAGUUAGAAGCGUCUUGCACUGAGCUUAAACAAGAGCUGCUGAAGGCAAACAGUGAACUGAAGCACAUUCAGGGGCUGCUAUCAAAGGCUGAGAAUGAGUGUGGUCAGCUAAAGGAGUUGUGUGACCGGCAGGCUGAGCAACUGAGCAGAACCAACCAGAAACUGCAGGAAAAAGCAUCUGAGAAUGAAGCAGAUAUAAAAAACCUGAAAGAGACCAUUUUCGAGUUGGAGGACCAGGUGGAGCAGCAUCGUGCUAUAAAACUUCACAAUAACCAGCUCAUCAGUGACUUGGAAAGUAAAGCAAUGAAGCUGGAAGAACAAAAACACGAUACAGAGAGGCAGCUGAAGGCUCUGACUAAGCAAAUGAAGGAAGACACGGAAGAGUGGAGGCGUUUUCAAGCUGACCUGCAGACUGCAGUUGUUGUAGCCAAUGAUAUUAAGUGUGAAGCCCAGCAGGAGCUCCGGAUGGUAAAGAGGAAACUUCAGGAGGAAGAGGAGAAGAGUGCCAGAUUGCAGAAGGAGCUGGAUGAAAUGAAGGGCAGCAACAGGCUAACAGCUGAAGAAGUAGAAUCUUUAGAGGCAGAUACAACCAAUCGCUGGCAAGGAGUCUGCAUUAGCAGAGCGUCUCCCACACCGUCAGAAUCUGCAGCCACUGUGAAGUCGCUGAUAAAAUCAUUUGACUUAGGAUGCUCAGGUAGCACUGGACAAAAUAUCACGGUUCACAAGGUCCCCAGGAGCCCUUUAAGUGGAAUUCCAGUGAGGACAGCCCCAGCUGCUGCGGUUUCCCCCAUGCAGAGGCACUCUGUUUAUAAUAAUGCCAAACCAGCCAGCAAGGGUGUUGCCAGACACGCAGAUCUUUCAGACCUUCCUCUUGCAGACCUUCUGAAGAGGAGAAAUGAAGAGCUGAAACCAGACCAUUACCUCCGUAAAAGCCCCUCCCUGGAAUCCCUGAGCAAACCCCCUAUGGCCUUCAGCAGCAGAAUGCUUCCCUCUACCCCCAGCAGCUUGAAACCCCAAAGCAAACUCAGUGUGGAGAGGAAGGACCCACUGGCAGCCUUGGCUCGGGAAUAUGGUGGUUCAAAGAGGAAUGCUCUGUUGAAAUGGUGCCAAAAGAAGACUGAAGGUUACCAGAAUAUUGAUAUUACCAACUUUAGCAGCAGCUGGAGUGAUGGGCUGGCCUUCUGCGCUCUCCUGCACACGUAUUUGCCUGCACAUAUUCCUUACCAGGAGCUCAACAGCCACGAUAAAAAGAGAAAUCUGCUGCUAGCAUUUCAAGCUGCUGAAAGUGUAGGCAUCAAACCCAGCCUGGAGCUCAGUGAGAUGAUGUACACAGACCGGCCAGACUGGCAGAGUGUGAUGCAGUACGUCGCCCAGAUUUACAAGUACUUUGAGACCUGAGAUGCCGAGCAAGAGGUGGACAGAAGUGGGGAAGAGAACGAAGAAUGCUACAGAUGCACUCGAUCACUUUAAAAAUCCCCUUGGUCCUCUUCCACAACCAACCCAAGCUCUUAGUUUGAAAGAAAGCUCAUCCGUGAUUUUGAUUACAUCUGGGACUACAACCAAAUAAACAUCCAUUGUCCAUCUGUAUGAACCACAUUAAUCUGUAAUUUUAUUCCCACUUGGAAAUUGCAAAGCAUUUUCAAACACGCGUGGGAUAUUUCUGAAGAGGAUCCCUUGGGCUAAACGAUAUUUGCCUCAAACCAGACUCCAGCAAUGGGAGACCUGCUACAAAGUGAAGUUCUAAAUCAGUGUGGGCUAUGCUGGCACUCAAGGGAGGCUGGGAGAUUAAUGCAAAGGCUCAAAAAUGCUCUUCUUGCCAAAACAUGCUUAACUCAUCCCAAAUACAUGUUAUUUUCUUGCCUACAUAUAUUUUAUAAGACAUGACAGAUGCACCCAAGUGUGUAGAACCUUAACCUGAGUUACCGUCAUGCAUCUGACCCAAUAAGUAUACUGGUUUGCUUGUCAUAGCUUAGCCAACAGGAUAACAACAGGGUCAUUUGUAACUCGGAAACCACACUCUGUUCCGUCACCAGUUAGUGAAAGAACUCUGAAGUAUCCUGUUAGGUGCUGAGACUCCGUUUUGGAUCAAACAGAAGUAAUCUCUUGGAGGAGAAAUAGCUUUAUUACUGCAGCUUUGUUACUUGAUUCCUAUGGGAAGCCAGAGCUUGGUUUCCCGGCUGACUGUGCAGGCACAGUUAUCAUAGGAAUAUUACAAAUGCAAGUUAAUAGCUUUAAUUUGCAAGGUGCCAGUAAUCGGGUGGUGACUCUCUAAGCAAUACAGUGGCAUCUCAGUAGUUCAUGUUUGCAGGGAUUGAGUGGAGUAACUUUGCUUCUGCGUAGAUCCUGUGUUAUCAGCACAGAUUCGUAAUGAGACAGCCUGUGCCCUGUCUGAUAAAAUAUGGUGCAUGGUGCACCCUUAAAUGCUUCAGUGGCGUUACCCUGUAAAGAAACACAAGAAUACAUUAGUACCAAUGAAGCUUGCAACUCCACAAGUUGCAAAGAAUGUAACUGGAACCUCUCUCUGUGUCUUGGAAGUCUCUAAGGCGCCAGAGAGCAGCUUUCCACCUCAAUAACACUGUUAGUAACAUGUCUGAAAGGUAUUGUUUAAUUUCCGUUAUACUGUUUCUCUUACUUCAGCUCAUGAAGUUCAAGUUCUGUGUCUGUCUCCAAGGAUAGCAGGAUCAAACAGGCUGCGUAAUUUACUCUAGGAGCAGAUCUAGGAGAGCGUGCUUUGUACAGGACUUCGUAGAAGGCUGCCCAGCUGCUUUGGAUUGUGUGAGUAGAAGAGAGUUGUUGCUGAGUUGGCGUGUUUAACCUUGUGACCGGACCUGAUGCUUUGUGGGUGUUAAUCAUAGGGAGCUCGGAACGAUUCUGUCUUACGAAAGAUAAUAGUGCGUGCUCGCUGUUCUUAACUCCCCGAAAAAAGGCCCAUGAAAUAGAAAUGAGAUUUCACAGAAGAAACUUAAAUUUCAGCCUUUUUUUGUCACCUGCAGGUGGCUGAUCUCAGCCUCUGAUGCUUUGUUGGUAUUUUAAUACUAUUUAAUUAGUAAACAACCUGUUUCAGGCUUAGGCAAAAUGCAGGAUGAAGGUAUAGACAGCAGUGGCCAAGGACAGAGAGCGUGGUGAGCAGAGACGGAGUCGGAGGAAUGCAGUGUGUGCCUUUUUUCACAGGAGGAGAAAGGCGUGGCUUGCUCUUAGUUUGAGCCUGACAUUUAUUCUAAUCCAUCGCCCACAGGAAAAUGUGAUUCCAAUCUUUUGAGAGUCUGUGUGAUAAAAAAAGGACAGUGGCACGCAGUUACAGUGCCCUUGCGCUCUUUGUGUCCUCCUAUACUGUGAGAAAGCAGUUGUAAAUGCUGGCCAGAGUGAUUUCUUUGUAAGAGAGUUCUUUUGAGAUUGAAUUAACUCUCAGCAUCCACUCUGCCGUCCCCAGAGAGCACAGGAUAAGUUGCUCUAAGUGUUCUCAGACACAAGUCUCCCGUUAUGUGAUAAGAUGGAAGAGAAGAAGCCGAGUUCAUUUAGGAAGGCAGUCAUGCUGCCGAGCUCCAUUGCCUUGUGGAUGCAGGAGGCUCUUUUCCCUUGAGGUAUCCGUUGGCAGAGAUCCCGAUUCUCUCCAGCAGACUGCAGUUCAAAGCGUAGUGAAAUCAACACAGAAAAUUCCAUAUUCCUCAGUGGGCUUUGGAUUGGGCACUUGCAGGGAUGAGAAAAACUGUUUUAAUUCCCAGUGUCUGGUAAAUAUUUCACAGUCGGAGGGCUCCACUCCAUCUAAAAAAGAGAGAUAAUCUUAACCUUCUGGUCACUGCAAGCGUGUGUCCCGUGUGACUGUCAGAUGGACACUAAAUAUGUGUUAUCUACUGCGUCAGUGUCAUCUGCUUCAGGCGCUGUUCUGACAUUUAUUCUAAUCUGCCUCUUCAAGACUUAUUCCAACUUUACACAACCCAUUCUGUUUGAUCUGGCAGCUUUUUUUCCCAAUUAUUUUUGCAAAGCAGUGGUUCUGUCACCUCUCUGCAGCUCAUUCUCCCAUGCCCCCCCAGUGCCGCAGACCAGACACUAAUUCUACUCAGUUCUAACGGUAUAUUCUUCCAUUUUUUACUUGUCUAGGACUUGGAACAAGGAGCUGUCAGUCAGUAGGGAGGAAGUUUCACCAUUUGCUCAAUGUUACUUUCCAAUCCCCUCACAUGCAAAACAUCUCAUUUUGAAAUGCUGCUUUGAGAUGCUCUUCCAGGUUAUUUCUUGAGGUUAGGAGUAGUGUCUAUUUGUUCAUUCAACUUGUACAGUAUUGGUUAUUUUUUUCUUCCUUUUGAACCUUGCAGUUACAUUUCUAGACCCGGAUUUUCAGAAAAACCUGUUGGUUUUUCCCGCUGCCUUAAAAUUUGAAUGUGAAUUUAAAUUUGUCCCAUAAAAGAUGCUGCAGAGCAGCCCGAUUUUUCAGCACAUCUACAAGCCCUUGUAAGACAUCUUAAAUUUGAACUGCGAAUUUAAAUUCUAGCUGCCUUUACAAUUAGAGAGUUUGCUAAUUAAGUUAAGCUAGUGGGCAUAAAGAGUCCUAGAAUGGAACAUGUGAUGAUAUAGGAUGGAUGGUGUAAUGCCCUGUAACAGUUUGCCUAAACUGCCUAAAUCCUUUCUGACUUCGCCUCUUAGGAGUGAUGGAUCUUUCCUUCGUGAAGGCAGAUGAAAUCUCUCUGUUGUGUCACCAUAUGCUCCGUAAAUAUGCAGCCGCUCUUGAACAUACCUGCACGUGCUUGUGUGUGCGUGUACCGGUAGUCCAGCAAGCUACGAGAAACCACAAGAGCUGAUUUUGGAUGAGCACGUGAGAAGAAUGGUUCAGAUGAGGAAUUCAGUGACGUUCCGAGGAAGGAUAUCGCGUUGUGUGACUGUUGUACUAUAGCUGUUAGAGAGGAAAGGGGAGGAAAGAGUGGGAAGUAUACAGUCUGACUCCCAGGAAUUCUGGGGAGUCCUAGAAGGUACAAAUUGUUUCAUGGCUUGGGAAGGUACAGAGGCUUUGAGAAGCGAGCCCGGAGUCAGCCCUUUGAGAAGCUUUUCUAGAAAGGCUGAUGAGCUGUUUUGGAAAGUACACAAUGGAAUGGAGUGAACAUCCAGUGUGUGAGGAGAGGGGCGUAUAUGGGACAUCCAUACGUGGGCCUUUGUGAACAGCAGAGGACACCAGCUUGAGAGUCCUGUUGACUGUCAUCUUGAGGGACGUUUCUCCUAAAGGUGCAGCCUGGGGUCAGUCUCAGAAAUGGGGAGGGAAGACAGCACAGAGCUUGCUGCCUUUGCCAGGUUCCCCUUCCUGUGCCUGUGACAGUCGCGGAAAUGCAAAGGGGACAAAGAUUUCCUGGCUCUUGCUGUGCUGCAGCGAGGCAGCCGUACUAAGUAGACGGAUUUUUGACUUACGCCAAUUCUUCGGUUUCCCCUCAGUGAGACACAUUUUCUUUGAGUUUUGACAGGUUUUCUUUUUAUAAUUUGAAGCUGGUUUACAGGUUUUCUCUGUAAAGUUUCUUUGUUUGUGUGCACAACUAGUUACGUGCAAGUUUUCUAUCCAAAUAAGCACCCGCUGGCAGAGUGAUUGGUUCUUCCUUGUUUGAUUCCUGACCUGGAACUCCUCAAAAUCUCCUUUUUGGCUCCACUGACUUUCUUUUCUCACUUCCUUAGCAAUGAAAAUACCAGCAUUGGCUCAUCCGGUUGUCGUUUGUUUGUGCCUCCCUCAUCUUCCCGUGCUUUUGGUCCCAGCUCUUCCAGCAGCAAAUAUCUGACGGGGGCAGCUGUGCCGCGUGGAUCUGAUAAAAGGCAGGGUCUGUAUGGAAUGAGAUUAUGCAUUUUCCUGUCAGAACAGGGCUUUUGCCUGAAAAGACUCAGGGCGCUGAGCAUUAAGACAUUUUUAAACCCAGCAAUAACUUCUACUGUGCUACACUCUAUUGGUUUUUACCAACUCCAGUGCCAUUUAGACUCACCCACCGGUGUGGUGUAGAUUCAGGCUUAUAACUGCACUGCGAUUAAUGUUUUUUCUCAACCGAUGGUCUCUACGUUUUUGAAUUGCAUGUGUGCCAAGUUCCAUUGGGCAGUGCUGGACACAACGUUUUUAUUGAUUAAUGGUCCAGGCUUGAGUUUGUCAUAUGGGAUACUCACCUCUAACCGUGAAGUACUUUUAGCUUUCUCUGUUGGGUACAGAUGUUACAUCGUAAUCUAAUUUAUACAAAGAGCACAUUAGAAUGUACAUAGUAGGCAUUGCCAGAUUUGGACAUGCUAAUAUUUAAAUAUUAACAUUAUUAAAAUGUAUGAUGCAAAAAUCUGUGUAAUAUUUCUAAUAAAUCUUUUUCUG